Molecule: messenger RNA, 2880 nt
Organism: Pomacea canaliculata
Lineage: Eukaryota; Metazoa; Mollusca; Gastropoda; Architaenioglossa; Ampullariidae
Product: josephin-1-like
Exons: 5
Coding region: 1674-2327 (217 amino acids)
Biological process (GO): protein deubiquitination
Molecular function (GO): cysteine-type deubiquitinase activity
Source: RefSeq, a predicted model, not a curated record
AAAAAUAUAUGUGUGUGCAUGCAAGCACCUGUGCAUGAAUAUUACUGACUCAAAUCAACAAUUUUAUUCAUGAAUGAUGUGUAACAUAUAUAACUAUGUUUAAAGAAUAUGAUGAGAGCUAAAUUCUAAGGACUGAUUAUAGCUACUACUUUGAAUAGUAAGUUGUGUCUCAUUAUUAAUCUUCAAAACAAAUCAUUUAAUGAAGCUGUUACUUUACUUUAUUGUUCCUUUUAAAAUGCUGUACUUUGACCUAGCAUGUUUGCAAAUUGUAGCAUUUCAUGCAUCUCUUUGCAAAAUUUUACCUUAACCAUCUCUUCCUGGUCAUGAAUAUGGAGUGUAAACAGUUUAAGUUUGAAAUCUGCACGCAUUAACAUUUCUGUGAGCAGAGAGAUGAUGAACGGGGUUAUUCUGGUUUAGGUAGGGGAGGUAAGCCCAAUAAAUUUUUAUCCUAUUUCCAUGUUACCCCUUUGUUAAGAAAUGUGUAAUUUGCUCUGAUUUAUUAGCACUAGGCAACCUCUGGUUUUGAAAACCUGGGAAAAGUAUCAGCAUAGCAUUGUUCACAAUAGUUUCACUAGUUUAUUUUUAUUUCCAGAUAUAAAACAACAGAAUUAUAUACACAAAGCAGCACCAAUAUGGAGUGAAUGUGAACUGAGACCAAUUAAAUAAGCAUGAACCUCCUUGAACUGGUUAUAUAAUGGGCUAUACACAACAGACCCUAUAUCUAAUUUUUAUGCUAGCAAAAGUGAUCAAAUAUUAUCUCUAGUAAAUGACUGAUAAACAGCAUUUCUAGUAAAUGACUGAUAAACAACAUCCCUAGUAAAUGACUGAUAAACAUCUCCAGCAAAUGACCUUCCAUUGAACUAAUCAAUGAUCAGAUUUAAUUGACAUAUUUAUAAAUCUGUUUCCCAUUAACUAUAAUAAUAAAUCCUACGUGCGCACUGCCAUUUUCGGUCUAUUUCACUAUGUUGGUGCAACUUCCUUCAAAGUCUUCCCCUUAGCUUUGAUAAAUUACCUUGAUCAUAUUUUCUCUACUAAUAAUAUUCACAUUGUAGCUUUACUAUGAUAACAUUGAUUUUAAUGUGGUGUGUCAACAUGAAAUUAAGCUAACUUGACACAAUUUAAAUCUACGCAUACGACGUAAACAACGAAAAGCUUAGACGUAGAUCUGACAGCUGUUAAACGAGAGACUUCUUUUUUUUUAAAUCACAAUAUGAAAUGGUCUAUUUCUGACUAAACGCUUCUCGGUGAUAUUAACUGUAAAUAAUUUGUAAACGAUUACUUUCGUUAAUGAAAGUAAGACAAAGACACUUCUCAAAGACUUUGAAAAGACAUUUAGUGCGAGUGUCCUCAGAUGACUUGUCGCUCACUUCCGGGAGAAGGUAGAUAAGUGAUGGGCAAAGCCACGGACGUAUAUUUAGUUCGUGGCUUUACUGUACCAGCAACCAGGGCAAACCAUGUAACACAGCAGAAGACUGAAGGUACCAAACCAGCUCAAUCUUCUUCUGAAAUUCCAGCUGAUAUUUUCGUGGCAUUAUUAUGUCCCAAAUAUCUUCAGAUAAUGAAGCAAGAGAAAUAGUAUGUAAACAGGGUGGAGCACACAGAUAGGUGACUGCAUAGACUGGUGUAUGCAACAGAGGUGGCACCAGUCAACCAAAUAGUUUGUGGAACAUGUUAUGGGGUUACAGCUGACACACUGCAGCCACAUGGAGACACGAGAGCCAAUCCCUGUAGAGGGGGUCUACCAUGAGCGUCAGAUGAAGGAGCUGUGUGCUCUGCAUGCACUCAACAACCUCUUCCAGUCUGGCACUGCCUUCACUAAGAAAGAUUUGGAUGAGAUCUGCGUCAAACUGUCACCGAACGCUUUUAUUAACCCACAUCGCAACAUCCUUGGCCUUGGCAACUAUGAUGUCAAUGUCAUCAUGGCCGCAUUGCAAAAAAAGGGAUAUGAAACAAUUUGGUUUGACAAGAGGAAAGAUGUGGGUGUUCUCGUUGUUGAGAAUAUCAUGGGUUUUAUCCUCAACACUCCCACGGACUAUCGGCUAGGAUUUGUUCGACUUCCAUUUCAUCGCAAGCACUGGAUAGCCAUCCGCAAAGUAGGGGACUUCUUUCUCAACCUUGAUUCAAAAUUGGACAGUCCUGAAAUGAUUGGUGGUCCAGAUGAUCUAGUGACCUUUUUGCGACAUGAGCUGCGAGAAGGAGAUAAAGAGUUAUUACUAGUCGUGGAUGCUAGAGUCAGUGAAGCCGCUUUGUGGCGAAGAGACAGCCUGACCUUAGCUCAGCACACUAAUCAUUUAAUGAAUGGGUCUGAUGAAUUGAACAAUGUUUGAAGAAAAAUAUCUUUUCUCAUACGUUGUUGGAUGUCAAUCAUGCAAACUUCUGGUUUGAACCUCUCCAUACAGUGUUCUUGAGGAAAGUGAGUGAUGAUAAGGUUGUGACUUACUUCAUCUUUUUUAUGCUUCUUAAAAUGGCAGCAUUCAUUUGCCUAAAAUGGACCCUACGUAACUAUUAUGAUAAAAAGAAUGGUAAAUGGAGCAGCCAGAGGGGAUUAAUGAUUGUGUUGUGUGUAGUUCUCAAGAAGUCCUUCAGUAAUAUUAUGUCUGGGAUCCUACUGGAAGGCCAGAUCAUGUAAUACUCUAUGAACAGAGUAUUGAGGGGUCUUGAGUAGUAAUGAUGAUGUGAUUGUACUUACAUAUCUGAAAAGUAGAAACCUCCCUUGUCAAGAGCCACCAUUAUGAUGAUAAAUUAUGUACACAGUCAAAUAACUACAUUUACAAGACAGAUGACCAGGGAACUCCAAACUGAAAAGAGUUAAUAGAGUAAAAUCUGUGGUCAGCAUAAAAGCUAGUCAAAAUGACACUGACAAGGCAGUUUCUGCCACAA